Molecule: messenger RNA, 1095 nt
Organism: Naegleria lovaniensis
Lineage: Eukaryota; Heterolobosea; Eutetramitea; Acrasida; Naegleriidae
Exons: 2
Coding region: 1-1095 (364 amino acids)
Cellular component (GO): cytoplasm
Molecular function (GO): cysteine synthase activity; pyridoxal phosphate binding
Source: RefSeq, a predicted model, not a curated record
AUGUCACAACAGGAUGGACCUCAAAAAGUGAAUUUAGGCAUUCAUGGCAGUGCUUUGGAUCUCAUUGGAAACACUCCACUCCUUUCACUCGAUCGAAUUUAUAAUCAUUUCUUUAAUUCACACCAUUUGACACCUCCAAAAAGUUGUAGACUUUUGGCAAAAGUUGAAUUCAUGCAACCUGGAGGGAGCAUCAAGGAUAGAGCUGCAAAGAAAAUCAUAGAACUCGCCUACAACAAGGGAGAACUUAAAAAAGGAAUGACAGUGGUCGAAAUGACAAGUGGCAACAUGGGUGCUGGUCUCGCCGUAAUUUGUGCCAUCACAGGAAAUCCAUUCAUUGCUGUCAUGUCAGAAGGUAACUCACCAGAACGAGCAAAAAUGUUGAGAGGAUUAGGUGCUCAAGUGGUUCUCGUUCCUCAGGUCACAGGCUCACCUGGACAAGUGACAGGAGAAGAUAUCGAACAAGCUGCCAAAGAAGCCAAACGAAUUGCAUUAGAGAAUGGUGCUUACUAUGUCGACCAAUUCAACAACGAAGGAAGUAUAUUGGCUCAUGAAACAACGACAGGACCUGAAAUUUGGAAUCAAACCAACGGAACAGUGAAUGCCUUUGUUGCUUGUGUUGGAAGUGGAGGCACUUUCAUUGGAACUUCAAAAUAUUUAAAACGAGUGAGUGAAGGAAAUGUGAAAUGUGUGGCUGUAGAACCAUUGAAAUGUCAAGUUCUUCAAUCCACCACCACCACCACCGCCACCACUCAUGAUCAUCUUUCACAACAAUCCAUUAAGGAGAAACAUGUACUUCAAGGAACUGGUUAUGGUUUCAUUCCUCCUCAUUGGGAUCACGCACUCGUUGAUGAUUUCGAACACGUUUCGGAUGAAGAAGCCAUUGAAUAUAGACAAUUAUUGGCAGAGAAGGAAGGAUUGUUUGUGGGAUAUUCUGCAGCUGCCAAUGUUGUUGCUUCUUUAAAAUACAUUCUUAAAUCUCUGAAUUCAGAGAUUGUGAAAAAGGUGGAAUGCAGAACGAUGAAUGAUCGUGAGGAAGGAAAUUCGAAUGUGGUACUGGUCGCUACUGUGUUGUGUGAUACAGGGUUGAAAUAUUAA